AUGGCAUCGGCUCCGAUGAACCCGUGUCGAGUGUUUGAUCAACCUUCUCCCGCUGAGCACCUUCUUGCUCUUCAAAACCCCAAAAUACUGGAACAAAUAAAACGAAGUGAACGGAAAUGCGUCGGAUUUGUGAUAACAAAUGCACCGCUACAAGUCGUCAAGGACGAGGUUGUGAUGGAUACCAGAGAUUUUCUUCAAGCUGGGAUGCCUUAUGCUCUUGUGUUUUCUGUUGACAACCCUGACCUGAGGAACAUGUGGUUUGUCUUUCACGAACAAAAAUACAAUCAUCAGGCUGUGGAGUUCGUACGCUGGGGUUACGAACCUCAUGAAUUCACUGUCGAGCCCGAUCUCUCCGUCAUAAUUCGAAGUGACACCUUAAUAUCUAUAGUUUGUAGUGCAGCAUAUGUCAGGAGCAUUGGUUAUAAUCGUUGUUCGUCACUCUAUCCAGAGUUUGUCUACUUUAUGCUUCUUAUACAGGAAAAAGUCCACCAAGGCGAGAAGAACAGCGACGAAUCAAGUACUGAAGAUACAGUGUCUGUAUAGUUCACAAAAAUUCGGGUUCCAACUGGUAAGAU
This is a messenger RNA of Talaromyces proteolyticus, 575 nucleotides long. RefSeq lists its product as uncharacterized. NCBI's taxonomy places the organism in Eukaryota, Fungi, Ascomycota, Eurotiomycetes, Eurotiales, Trichocomaceae. The coding region runs from base 1 to 543 and encodes 180 amino acids. The record is from RefSeq and is a predicted model, not a curated record. The transcript has a single exon.